Varanus komodoensis (Komodo dragon) is the source of this 6317-nucleotide messenger RNA. RefSeq names its product collagen type IV alpha 5 chain (gene COL4A5). NCBI's taxonomy places the organism in Eukaryota, Metazoa, Chordata, Lepidosauria, Squamata, Varanidae. The record is from RefSeq and is a predicted model, not a curated record. Gene Ontology annotation, cellular component: basement membrane; collagen trimer. Bases 35 to 5122 code for a protein of 1695 amino acids. Gene Ontology annotation, molecular function: extracellular matrix structural constituent. The transcript is spliced from 53 exons.
AGGAGGGAGGAGGAGGAGGAGGAGGAGGAGGAGGAUGAAGAAGCGGAGCCCGGAGGCCAGCUGCCUGCUGCCGCUCGCGCUGCUGCUGCUCCUGGGACCGCGCGCUCCGGGCGCAGAAGCCGCGGCUUGCCAUGGCUGCUCGUCAGGAUCCAAAUGUGACUGCAGUGGGCAAAAAGGAGAAAAGGGUGAAAGAGGGUUCCCGGGUUUAGAAGGCCAACCAGGUUUACCUGGAUUUCCUGGACCAGAAGGACCUGCUGGACCAAGAGGUGAAAAAGGGGACGUUGGACUUCCAGGACCUGGCGGACCCAAGGGAAUUAGAGGACCUCCAGGUCUACCAGGUUUCCCAGGAACGCCGGGACUUCCUGGGCUGCCAGGUCAGGAUGGGCCGCCGGGACCUUCAGGUAUUCCAGGAUGCAACGGAACAAAGGGAGAACGUGGCCCUCCCGGUAGUUCAGGAUUUCCAGGCUUACAGGGGCCCCCCGGUCCCCCUGGCCUCAUGGGGUUGAAGGGCGAGCCAGGUGAAAUAAUCACGUCCAUGGUACCAGGACAGAAAGGUGACUCAGGAUAUCCAGGUCUGCCAGGAAUCCCUGGACCACCAGGUUCUCCUGGAGCACCAGGCCCGCUCGGUCCUCCCGGGCCACCAGGCUUGACGGGACCUCCUGGUCAGCCAGGACUACCAGGCCCAAAGGGCAAUAUGGGCUUGAACUUCCAAGGGCCCAAAGGAGAAAAGGGUGAACAGGGACUACAAGGACCUCCUGGGCCUCCAGGACAGAUCGGAGAGCAGAAAAGACCAGAUGACGUCGAAUUUCAGAAAGGAGAUCAGGGUGUUCCAGGUGAACGAGGGCCCCCCGGCCUUCCUGGGCCACCAGGUCUUCCUGGCUUUCCUGGUGGUGGCAAAGGUGAAAAAGGUGAGCAAGGAGAACCAGGCAAAAGAGGGAAAACUGGUAAAGACGGAGAUUCCGGUCAGCCUGGCUUGCCUGGUUUACCUGGUGAUCGUGGGCUACCUGGCUUUCCUGGAAGAGAUGGGGAAAAAGGUCAGAAAGGUGACACGGGUCUGCCUGGCCCUCCUGGACGUGUGAUUCCAAGGCCAGACACAGGAACAACAGUGGGCCCAAAAGGCAGCAAAGGUUUGCCAGGAUUUCCUGGAGAAAAAGGCGAGCGUGGCUAUCCUGGCCCAGAGGGACCCUCUGGCGUGCCAGGUCCACCAGGAAUUCCAAGUGUUGGGCCUCCUGGUGCUCCUGGUCUACCUGGAGAAAGAGGACAGAAGGGGGAUCAAGGCCUCCCUGGGAUUUCCAUCCCAGGACAGCCUGGAAUUGAUGGACGACCUGGCUCUCCUGGCCCUCCAGGCCCUCCCGGCCCUCCAGGAUCAACUAUUCCACCAAUUGAUCGAAUAUGUGAGCGAGGACCUCCUGGCAGCCCAGGCCUUCCAGGAGAACAAGGAUUUAUUGGGGAGAGAGGCCAGAAAGGCGAUAAAGGAGGCACGUGUUUUAACUGCAUAGGAACUGGAAUUCCUGGCCCUCCAGGGGAGAAGGGUGUGGCAGGGUUACCUGGAAGUCCAGGUUCUCCCGGUUUACCUGGACUAAAGGGCGAUAAAGGUUUCCCCGGUCUAACUGGUGUGGCUGGGCCAAAAGGUCUUCCCGGCACCCCAGGCCCGCCUGGCCGUCCUGGUGCAAAAGGCGAUCCUGGCGACAUUCUUGCUUUUCCUGGAAUGAAAGGCGAAAAAGGGAAUCCUGGCUUCCCAGGUCCUCCUGGUCUGCCUGGCUCAGACGGUUUUCGUGGGCAAGAUGGAUUGCCAGGUCUUCCUGGGCCCAAGGGAGAGCCAGGAGCCAUUGCUUACAAAGGGGAAAGAGGCCCCCCAGGUGACCCAGGCCUACCUGGGCUUCCAGGAGAUCAAGGACUUCCAGGUUCACCUGGCUUUGGCCCACAGGGUCCUCCAGGUGAGAAGGGCAUCCAAGGUGUUUCCGGACGUCCAGGAGCCCCUGGAGUACCAGGACCCAAAGGAGAUCCCGGACAAACAGUUACAGAACCAGGGUCUCCUGGUAUCCCUGGCCCUCCAGGCAGAGACGGCGAAGUUGGCCUCCCAGGUGAUCCUGGCCAGCCAGGCCAACCUGGAUUGCCAGGAAUCCCUGGCCAAAAGGGUGAACCAGGAUUACCCGGUAUUGGACUUCCAGGCCCACCGGGGCCCAAAGGUUUCCCUGGGAUGCAAGGUCUCCCUGGAGCACCAGGAAACCCUGGGAGAUCUGGUCUAGAUGGACCACCAGGGCCACCAGGAAUAGCUGGACAGAAGGGUGAUCGUGGAUUUGGUGUCCCAGGACCUAGUGGGCCACCCGGACCCCCAGGUUUUAAAGGCAUACAAGGCCCCAAAGGUGAUCCCGGCUUUCCAGGAAAUCCUGGCACACCAGGACGUGCAGGGUUUGAUGGAACUCCAGGGCCAAAAGGAAAUCCUGGACCACGUGGCCAGCCUGGAUUAGUAGGACCUCCAGGAGUUCCAGGAAUUGGCAGCCAAGGUCCCCCUGGGGUCCCGGGGCCCCCUGGACCUGUGGGCCCCCCAGGGUUGCAAGGUGCAUCUGGAGAGAAAGGAGAUCCUGGUCCACCAGGAUUUGACAUUCCUGGACCUCCAGGCGACAGAGGCAUCCCAGGAUUUCCCGGAUCACCUGGUGUCCCUGGCCCUCCAGGUUCACCUGGACUGCCUGGACGAGAUGGCUCACCUGGACUUCCAGGUAUUAAAGGCGAGAUGGGGAUGAUGGGUGCUCCUGGUCCCCAAGGUCCUGGUGGAGGCGUUGGUAGAACUGGCCUUCCAGGCCCCAAAGGCAACGAUGGUGCACCUGGCCAGCCGGGCCGUUCGGGAGUUCCAGGACAAAAGGGCAGCAAGGGUGAAACCGGCCUGCCGGGCCUCCCAGGCAAAGUUGACCUAGACCGGCUAGGCUCCAAAGGCGAGAAAGGGGAGCCAGGAGAACCAGGUGCUCCUGGUUUAACUGGGCAGAAGGGUUACCAGGGCCUUCCAGGUGACGCGGGGUCUCCAGGACUACCUGGGCAGCCAGGUGCACCCGGCCUGCCAGGCUCCAAGGGAGAUGUAGGUUUUCCUGGGCCUCCCGGACCAACUGGGCCCCCCGGACUGAAAGGUUCCAGUGGUGAAAUGGGGCUUCCAGGUCCCGCAGGUGUGAAAGGUUCACAAGGCUUAUCAGGACGUCCUGGCCAGCCAGGUUCUCCUGGAUUCCCUGGACUGAAGGGAGACAAGGGUGAUCCAGGCCGUUCAGACAUUGGGAUUCCAGGUCCUCCUGGCCCUAAGGGAGACACCGGUUUGCCUGGCUUUCCAGGGAACCCUGGCAUUAAAGGGAGUCCUGGCAGUGCCGGUUUGCCUGGUUUACCUGGCAACCCAGGUGGAAAAGGUGAACCCGGCCUCCCUGGAUUCCCAGGGACACCAGGUCUUUCAGGACCAAAAGGUAUUGAUGGACCUCCAGGCAAUCCAGGUGUUCCAGGACCACCUGGGCCUCCAGGUGACAUUGGGCACCCUGGUUCCCCAGGCUCUCCGGGGGAGAAAGGACAGCCUGGGAGGGAUGGCAUUCCUGGGCCAGCAGGGCAGAAGGGUGAAACAGGUCAACCCGGUUUUGGCCGCCCUGGACCUCCAGGACUCCCAGGAUUACCAGGUCAGAAGGGUGAUUUUGGCUUACCUGGACCUCCCGGGCCCCCCGGAGCACCUGGUUUGAAGGGGGAGACAGGCACAGAGGGAUUUCCCGGCCGUCAAGGUCCACCAGGCCCUCCAGGACCCCCUGGACUACCUUCCGAAGGACCUAAGGGUAGCCCUGGGCCACCAGGCAUACCAGGGAGGCCAGGUGCCACAGGGCCUCCAGGUCUACCUGGUCCAGAAGGUGCCCGUGGACCUCCCGGAACUGGAGGAAUUAAAGGUGAAAAGGGAAACCCCGGCCAGCCCGGCCAGCCUGGACUACCUGGUCUGAAGGGAGAUCAAGGACAACCUGGACGCCCGGGAGAUUCGGGUCGUCCAGGUCUGAAUGGCAUGAAAGGAGAUAUUGGUGUGCCAGGAGUUCCAGGAUUCCCAGGUAUGAAGGGGCCCCUUGGGCCUCCAGGACCAGCCGGCCUUAGAGGAGACCCUGGACCUCCCGGUUCUCCAGGUGCUCCGGGAAUACCUGGCCCAGCUGGACAAACAAUUGUGGUUAAAGGUGACCAAGGACCACCUGGUCCCCCAGGGCAGCCCGGACUGAAAGGCCUACCUGGACUGCCAGGUCCUCCGGGGCUUCCAGGUCCAAUCGGUCUGCCUGGUGAUCCUGGACGAGACGGGCUUCCCGGGUUUGAUGGCCCAGGAGGACGUAAAGGGGAGAGAGGCGUUUCUGGUCAGCCAGGCUUGCGGGGUUUGCAGGGCCCUCCCGGUCCAGAUGGGCUGCAGGGCCCCCCCGGCCCCCCAGGAACUGCUUCGGUGGCUCACGGGUUCCUCAUAACACGCCACAGCCAGAGCACAGACACGCCACUUUGCCCACAUGGAACCAUUCGGAUCUACGAUGGAUUUUCUCUUCUCUAUGUCCAGGGGAAUGAGAGAGCCCAUGGACAGGACUUGGGCACUGCCGGGAGCUGUCUGCGCCGGUUCAGCACCAUGCCCUUCAUGUUCUGCAACAUCAACAACGUCUGCAAUUUUGCAUCUAGAAAUGACUAUUCCUACUGGUUGUCCACUCCUGAGCCGAUGCCAAUGAGCAUGGAGCCAAUAACAGGGAAGACCAUCCAGCCAUUCAUCAGCCGCUGCACAGUCUGCGAAGCUCCCGCCAUGGUGAUAGCUGUGCACAGCCAGACCAUUCAGAUCCCACCAUGCCCACAAGGGUGGUAUUCCCUGUGGAUUGGCUAUUCAUUCAUGAUGCACACGAGUGCUGGUGCGGAGGGGUCCGGCCAGGCGUUGGCUUCCCCAGGCUCCUGUCUCGAAGAAUUCCGCUCGGCCCCCUUCAUCGAGUGCCACGGCCGCGGGACCUGCAACUACUAUGCCAAUUCAUACAGCUUCUGGCUGGCGACGGUGGAGACAACAGAAAUGUUCAGCAAACCUCAGUCGGAGACCCUCAAGGCCGGAGACCUGCGUACACGUAUCAGCCGAUGCCAGGUAUGCAUGAAGAGGACAUCAUGACCGGGAGACUGUUGUGAGACAACCGAGACAUCUCCUGAUGCGCUUGUCCUCAGCUCUACAAUGGUGCUAUUGUGCAAAGGAAAAUAAAAUAAAAUAAAAUAACUCUGAAGAAGAAGAAAAGAAAAUCCAGACAAUGCAGAUUCCGGUGUACCUCUCUAAGAACCAUCUCGACGACCAUCUUCUGGUGCAUUUUUGGUUUUGUUUUCUGGUCAAGGGGACCGGCCUCUUGGCGAAGACAGGAGGCGUUUCAGGACCGCCGGGGACUGGAAGGGGACAUGAUCCUUCCACCCCAGGAGUUUGAGAGGGCGCUCUGAAAAAAUUGCCUCGGGAAAGGAAGAAACCGCAAUGCACUGUGAUGACUGAUAUGAGGAGAGACUGUGCAGUUCCGAAAAGCAGAUGCAUCAUGGUGCUACUAACCCUACUGUACCCCAGGUUUUUAAUAUGAAAUGUUUAAGCUUAUUUUCUCCUUUGUAAGUAAUGAAAUGUGUAUAUUGUGUAAACACAUUUUUUAAGUUUUCGACUUCUCAGUAAUUUAGACACAAACCAGCCUUAAAUCACUGACUUCACCAAAAGAAACCAAAACACAUAUAUAUAAAUAUAUAUAUUUAAAUAUAUAUAUAUUAAAAAGCUGAAAAAUACCCACUGAAAGCAAGAAACGAUAUUGUAUAGCCAGGAAGGGUCAAGGGGCAGUCUAUUCUCCUGUAACAAGCUACUACUGAGUUCUUAAGGUUUAUUUUUUUUUCCCGAGUUCUGGUAACAUUUUAUUUGGAAAAUGUAUAACAACACUCCAGCCAUGUUUAAAAAAAAAAAAAAAAAUGGGGGCAGGGCUGUUAAUGUCUAUAUUGUAUACCAUUCUCUCAAUGAUUUUAUUUGUCCUUAAAAGCCAAAAAAAGAAGAUGACAUUUUAAAGUGUUUUAUUUUUGCAUAUUCUGUGAAAUAUUCAAAAUGUUCAGCCAUAUCCUAUAUUCUUCUAUAUGAAAGGCAAAACCCCAUAUCCAUUCAUAUAGAAAUAACUUAUGUUGGUACAGCUAACUAGUCCAGGGGAAAUAUGCAGGUGACACAAAUGUUAUAAAUAUUAUCCAUGCACACACACAUACACUUUUUCCAGACGUGAUCUCUAGUAUUUUAUCCCAAAUAACUGUACACUUUGAGAAUCCUUUUGACUGAAAUAAAGUGAAAACUGGUAAAAAUGUGC